Molecule: messenger RNA, 2271 nt
Organism: Peromyscus maniculatus bairdii (prairie deer mouse)
Lineage: Eukaryota; Metazoa; Chordata; Mammalia; Rodentia; Cricetidae
Source: RefSeq, a predicted model, not a curated record
UACCCCACCAAAAUCACCCUGUCAGCCCUUUCCAGCCCUGUGGUGACCUCAGGAGGAAAUGUGACCUUUCAGUGUGUCUCACAAUAGGCAUAUAACAUGUUCAUUCUAAUGAAGGAAGAUGAGAAGUUCUCCAGGCCUUUGCCCUCACAGAAAAUACACCCUGAGCUUUUUGGAGCUGUGUUCACAGUGAGUCCUGUGACCCCCAACCAGAGGUGGAGGUUCACAUGCUAUGGAUAUGAUUGGAGUAACACACAGGCGUGGUCAGUACCCAGUAACUCCCUAGAGCUCCUGGUCUCAGGGACACUCCAGAAAGCCACCAUAUGGGCUGAGCCAGGCUCUGUGAUCACCUCAGGGAAUCCUGUGACAAUCUGGUGUGAGGGGUCCAAGGAAACCCAAAUAUAUUUCCUGUAUAAAGAAGGAAGCUCAGCACCCUGGGACAGUCAAACUCCCAAAGAUCCUGGUAGCAAGGCCAUGUUCUCCAUAGCAUCCAUGGAAAAGCACCAUGCAGGGCAAUAUCGCUGUUACUCUUACAAAUCUACAGGCUGCACAGAGCACAGUGAGCCCCUGGAGCUGGUGGUGACAGGUGUCUACCAUGACAAACCUAUUCUUUCAGCUUUUCCCAGCCCUGUGGUGACCUCAGGUGGGAAUGUGACCCUUCAGUGUGUCUCAUCCAAAGGAUAUGAUGGGUUCAUUUUGACUGGGAAAGAUCUGAAGUUCUCCAGGUCCCAAAAGGCACAGUUCAUACACACUGGACAGUCCCUAGCUCUGUUUCCUGAGAUUUCUAUGAUAUCCAGCAAGAAUGGUCCCUUCCGAUGUUACGGAUAUUAUACAAUUACCUCACUUGUGUGGUCAGAGUCUAGUAACCCUCUGGAGAUACAUGUCUCAGGCCUGUCAGGGAAGCCCUCCCUGGUGACCGAACAUGGCCCUGUCCUGGGCCCUGGAGAAAACCUGACCCUUCAGUGUUCCUCUGAGAUAAGUUAUGACAGAUUUGUUCUGUCCAAGGAAGUGGGAAGUGACCUCCACCAGGUCUCUGUUCAUCAGUCUCAAGCUGGAUAUUUUCAUGCCAACUUCACCCUAGGUUUUGUGAAUUUUUCCACUGGAGGCCGGUAUAGAUGCUAUGGUUCUUAUAACUUCUCAGACUGGUCAGCCCCCAGUGAUUCUCUGGACAUCCUCAUCACAGGACAUCCUCCUGUCACACCCAAUCUCUCAGUGUAUCCAGGCACUACUGUGUCCUCAGGAGAGAAUGUGACCCUGCUGUGUCAAUCAUCAGUCCCAGUGGACACAUUCUUUCUGUUCAAGGAAGGUGCAGCCCAUCCCUACAUGCAACAAAGAGCAAAGUCUCAAGAUCUACGAUAUGAGGCAGAAUUCUUCAUGAGUGCUGUGACCUCAGCCUUUGGGGGCUCUUACAUAUGCUUUGGUUCUAACAGCUCAUCCCCUUACCUGCUGUCACAUGCCAGUGUUCCUGUGGAGAUCAUAGUCUCAGAACUGGAAGGAUACCAAAAGGCUGUGAUUGGUGUCUCUGUGGCCUUCUUCCUCCUGCUCUUCCUCCUCAUCCUCUUCCUUAUCCUCAGACUCAGGCAUCAGAAGAACGACAGGAAGGGGGUGCAGACAAAGACUGACUUGCAACAUCCUGCAGACUCAGCGAACAAGGGCAAAAGCUUCCAGAAGAGAUCCACACCAGCUCCUGCCAUCCAGGAAGAAAUCUUGUAUGCUACUGUGAAGGUCACACAGCCUGCAGACAGCAUGGAGCUGGAUGUCCUGAGCCAACAUGAGGAAGACCCCUCUAAAGAAUUGUAUGCCCAGGUGAAGCCCUCGAGACUUAGAAGGACAGAGAUCACCUAUUCUUCUUUCAUGCCAAAUGAAUUAUUGGCCUCCAAUGACACACAGUCAAAAGGAAAUCAAGUGAUAGAUGAACAGGCUGCUACAACAGAGGAGCCACAUGAUGUGACCUAUGCCCAGCUGUGCAUUGUGACCCCGAGACAGGGACAUGUGAAGCUCCCUUCUUCCAGGAAGAAAUGUCCACCCUGAGAUCAUACUCUGGCCUCUACCAAUCCUGGGAGAUCACACUCUGCAUUUCAUGGAGUAGGGAGGACUCAGGGAUGUCAGAAAACAUGAUCUGCCUCAGGUGCACAGUCAUAGUGCAGACAUGACUGGUCUCUGUAGCACGAAUCUUUAAGAGUCUUAUUAAUAAAAUCAAACCUGAGGCCAGUUAUUAGGGUGAAUGCUGGAAGAUCAGAGAAGCAGAACCACCUACAGUUACCUCACCUUGCC